UGGACAAGAAUGAGUUCGAGAACGUUUCACUGCUGCUGAAAUGUAUUCAGCUCUACCUUAAAAGUGAUCUUCAAGAAGGGAAGAGCUUGUUUAUUGAGCAAGGACUGGUAGCAAAGAUGAGUAUAAUACUGUAUACAAGUUACUAAUGUGAUAUAAGGUUGUUUGCAUCAGGAAAAGAACUCCAAGAGAGUGAAAAGUAGAGGAUGGCUUGUUGGCCGCACAGAAAGAAUUUUUUUUAAUAUAUUGCAUGAACUGAGUGGAGGAAAAAAUGCUUACUCUCUUUUAUUGCUUUUGGUGUAGCAGCCAAUUUUAUGGCUUCACUUAUUACCUGAUUUACAGGAUUGGGUUGUUUGGGGUUUUUUUAAGCUGAUGAUGGAAGGAGAGGAUGAAUUUCUGUGAGUUCCAUUAGUGAAAUGAUAUAGCAUUUUAAAUGCUCCAUCAGAAUACAAUUUUAAUAAUAGGAUUGAUGAGUAAUUUGUGCUUCUAUAUUUUUAAAACCAGAUAUUCUUUAUGAAGGUCUCUCUCUAGAUAUCUAGCAAACUAGAUUUAUUUAAUCUGCAAUUGUUUUAUCUUCUGGCACUAUAAUGAUUUCAGCUGGUAAUAGUUGUAGUAGCAGAAAUGCAAUUGUGCUGAAGAUGAGGAACACCUGGACCUAACACAGCUACGAGGGAACAGCUAACACAUGCUUUCUUUAGCAGACUUGUACUGAGUCCUUGGUCCAAAAAUGUUGUAUUCCUGCCUUAUAGUUACACUUUUCAGGGAUACAAUUGCUCAAAAUUCCUGUAUGGAAAUAAAUUAAUAAAGUUUUUCCAGUCUGAGCUCUGUAUUUCCAGUGGUGCAUGGAUUUCUAGUUCACCAUUUUUGUGUAAUGUUAUGCAAUAUCCAAAAUCAUGAAGUAUUAGAAUAUUUACCUUGAAGAAGCUUGAAAAAACUUUACAGUAUUUUGCUGUGAGUUGAUGUCCUCUAGAAAUGUCUAUAAGAGUUUUGGUGCCACUAGCAGCAUGUAUUGUGUCUGAGCACCACGAGAGAAGGAGAAAAGGAGGGCUAGGGAGGGAAGAGGGAAAUGGCACUUUUCAUGUCCCCCUAGCAAAAUUUAACUCCUUAAAGCCAUGUAACUUUUGACACAGUAUGUCCCUGUGACAUUUAAAGAGUAAAAGACUCUGUAAGGUUUCCUGCAGACAUAUGUAGUUUGAGGACUCUUGACUCCUCUUCCCAGUUUUUAACUCAUUCUUUGAACUUUUACCUAGUAUCCUGGUUUGAAAGAGCCAGAGCGUUUGUGACUGUCAUCGACCCAAAUGAGAAUAAAUUUUUGAUGUUACUGCUUGAAGACUUCUUUGAUUCUGCAUUGGUGAUUUGCAAAUGCAGUAAUCAAGGAAAGAAAGAGCUAGUGAAUUUAUUUUUGCCUGAACUAGGGCGCCUAGUGACAGACGCAAGCCUUUGCUGCUCUCUGCAUCUGGAGGCCUUGAGGACCCUCAACUCUAUACUUGACAGUGUCCCACGGGAGGAGAGAAAGAAGUUCCCUCUCUCUGAGGAGAUCUGCUCGCUCACGAAAGACCUUGCAAAAACUAUACUGGAGGUUGGUGAUUAUGACCUCCAGGUUGCCCUUUCAGAAGCACUUUGUAGGUUAAUGAUAAAAAAAUGGAGGGAUGACCUUGUUCACCACUGGUUUGAAGAUAACUAUCUUGCUGAAGCUUUCAAAGAGAUCAAGGAUCGAGAAUUUGAGACGGACUGCAGAAAAUUUCUUAACCUACUAAACGAAAGGCUUGGAGAUAAAAGAAGAGUCUACUCAUUUCCUUGCAUAUCUGCUUUUGCUGACAUGAAUGAGGUAAAGAAGCCGUCGGAUGAGAAACUGGAGGAGUUUUGGAUUGACUUCAAUGCUGGCAGCCAGAGUGUGACUUUCUAUGUGGAUUGUGAUGAGGGAGCUCUUUGGGACUCUGUGAGGCUGGCAAAGGAAAAUGUCAACAGUUACAGUGUGAAGGAGAACGAUAAACAAAAGAUUGUUAAAAUUUUUAUGAAGAUGCCUGCUGCUCUUAACAAAACAGAAGCAACAAAAGUCAAACUUGUUUUCAGUGCUGAAUUUGAAAUAAUAAGUGUACUUAGAAAAGUCCUGGGAGAAGAAAAACUGAUGUUAGUUGAGUCUGAAGAUGAGACUGUCCGUGCUGGGAAGGAAGCCACACAGAAUGAAGCAGAAAUACCUGUACCCUCUACUGCACAGAGGAGGAGAGAUUCUUCAAACUCUGAGAAUGUGGAGACUCAAAAAGACAACUUAACCUCUCAGCACAGACAGCAGUUAACAGGCACUGAAGCAAAGAAAAUGGUCAACUCUGGUGUUGCCAUGGUUACAGUGAGCCAGCAGACAGACCUGGAAGAUGCUAACCAAGAAAAAAACUCCAAAACUCCAUCUCCAGGGACAAAAGCUAAGCCUAGUGAGAAGCCCCUAGAAGAAGAACCUAUGGCUGAGUCCAUACCAGAGAUGCUGCAACUCUCUCCUUUUCCAAAGGAUGUUACCAGCAAAAAGAAAAACAGGAAAACAAGUUUGCCCAAGAAGAGGGCUGAAGACAGGAAGCAACUCUACGACUUUGAAAACUCGGACUCCUCAAGUCAUGAAAAGGUUGCUGAAGCCAAAGAAAAGAUUUUUGCCCGGAAAAUUUCUCCACAAGUUCAGAGGACCUAUGAAACAAGAAGCAAGAACAAGGAAUCAAACAGUCUUGGGAGAAGGCAGUCUAGUUACAGGAAACAUCUUUUCUCUGAAAGCAACAAUGAGAAUACAAGCCCUGGUCAGAGUGAGAAAAGCUGGAUCCUUGACUCUCAGAUACAGUUGAUGCCCAAAUCUGUUGACUAUACCCGAAAAAGACGCAGGGUGAGAAGUCAAUUAAAAGUGCUUCCAGUAUCUUCUGCAAGUAGUGGCAGCGACUACGAGUCAAAGGAGGCAGAAUCAAGGCAAAGACGUCAAAAGGUGACACUAAGGGAAAAAAGCACAUUUAACUCCAAGGGAGAUGAUUUACCCACAGUGGAUCUUGCUGACGGAACUCUCUCAGAGGAGCUUGGAGGGAGUCCACUGCUACUCAGUGUGUCUGCCAGCAGCGUUUCCAGCACCGAGGAGAAGGCCACACAGAAGUUUCAUGGUACACAAGGGAAAUCAUCAAGAGAGGAAGAAAGUACCAAGCGGAAGGACUCGGAUAUACUGAGUGGCACUAUCAUUAAAAAGCCUAAAUUUUCUAGUUUGGAGAAAAAUCACUUGCCCUCUGAGAUUAACCAUAUACCAAAGAAAAUUUCUGAUUCAGUAGAAGAGGAAGUGGAGAUACAGAAAGGUCAGGAAAUGGAUGACAGCCUAGAUGAUGUGUUUUUUUCCAAGAUGCUCCAUGAAGACUUGAGUGACUCAGGAGUGAUUUUUGCCUUUGAAAGCUUUAUUGGUCAGCUGAAGAAAUUGUUCUGGUCCCGGUACAAAAGGAUUGAGAUCAACACACAGGAUGCCCUGAGAUCCUCAGAGAAGAACUUGUCUGCCCUGCUGAACCAAAUACACAUGUGUAGGCUGACUAAAUUUGAUGCCUUCCAGAAGAUUGUUGUUGAAGAGCUUGCUAACCUUGAGAAGGAAACGCAAAUUCUGGCCGCCAUGGAGAAGGAAGCGCUGGAUUUCUGGAAUGGACAGCUGCUCAAACUGAAUACUUUCUGUAGCCAGCAAAGGCAAAGAAUUGAAUCUGUUGACUCAGCCCUGGGUGAAACAGCAAAGAGUUUUGCCAGCGCUGUCCAGAAUACAACGUAUGAAAACCCAGUGAAGGAGGAAGAAGAAAAUGUGUUCAUUGUUCCUUCUGACUAGCAAACCCCUGAAUUCAUUACUGCUCAUGACAUUUGAGCACUUUGUGUGCAGCAUAGAGAAGAUGGUUCUGUGAAGGAUGUUUGUCUAUUUUAAAUGAAAAGAAAAGAGGAGGAAAAAGUAUCAUGUUGAGCCUUUUUUGGCCUAAAAACAAUAUAGUGCUAAGUGGUCCAGUUGUGACCUGUGUUGAUAACAAGUUUUUCUGAAAAAUUGCAAGAUUGGAUCCAUCAUACAUGAAAGAAAUUCAAAAAAUGAACUAAAGAUAAUGAUAUAGCUGUCAAAUUGAUGGAUAUAUUGGCUUACUUUGACUGUUCUGCUAACACCUUUAUCAAAUGUAAAAACCCUUAACAGUUGAUUCAAAGUAAAAAGUUGUCUGCAUAGGAUAACAAUCUCAUUCUUUCUUUCAAAUUGAUACAUUGUGAAUGUCUGGAAAGGUACUCUGGAUUCCUGUGUACCUUGCACAGGAUAUGUUAGGUAUAGCCUCUCCUGUGUGCAUUUAAGUGCGGGAGCUGCUGGCUUGGCGCCAUUGCCACUCAAUUCUGGAUUGCAGAGUGAAAGCAGAAAGGGAUCUGUAAGCCAGAUGCCUGAUGGCAACCUGGAGACUGCAGAGGGCGAGAAAUCUGAAGAACUGAACAGAAAAUGGCAAGUGAAGCAAGAGAAAUUAUUUUUGCAGCUAGUGAUUUUUGGCUCCAAGGAGAGAUCAGAAUACAGUGACCAAUUCUAGGAUUAGACAAAAUAGCAUCACAGGUCUCUGGAAAGCAAGCAGCAGAUAACCCAUGCUAUUUACUAUUGUCCUCUGCUGUGACAGCAUUCCCCAGAAGAUAGUUGCUCUUGACAAGAGAGUGUGUUCUUGCAAAAACAGCCUUAGUGCUAAUGCACCUUAAUGAAUUUGUGGAAACAUGGCACAUUUCCAGGCUUUGGGUUUCUAUCUCUUUAACUUAUAGAACCAACCUCAGAUUGCUGUGUGGGUUAGAGUUGAAGGAAUUCUUCCCUGCACAAAAUGUACCUUCAUAACAAAAACCCAAACCCUGCCAGGGUUUGUUUCAUAACUGAAAUAAGGCUGAUGCUGUUCCUGCUUGAGAAGGUCACACAGGGUAGUACCAGCACAGAGAACAGCAAAAAGCUGCUGUUGCCAUUGCUUUACCAUUUUAUGCUUAUUCCUUUAUCUUAAGUAGCCCUGACUAGGGUUGGCACGAGCUGAAGCCUGUUCAUCCACAUCAAGACACACUUGGUGCUUUCCCCUGGAGUGGUUUAAAAGAAAAGACCUCUUCAACCCUGCCCUUUCCAAAGGUUCAGAUCUACUGGUCUAUUCCCUCCUAUUCCUAAGGCGAGGGGCUGGAAUGCUGGUUUCACAUCCACUGGCCUUGUGUUUGUUUCUUUGAGGCCCUAGUGACCUGGCUGCACUGCAUCUUCCUGCGGCUCUUCAGUGCCCUUACAGCUCCUGUUUGAUUCUAGGCUCUCAAAGCACUCAGCUGAAGCAGCCGUGACUUUUAGGAGAUGAAGCUGUAACCUCUACAGCAUAGCUGUGAGCAGCUAUGCUUGAGUCUGGUAAAACCAGUUUUGCAUCUCAGCAACAGAAUUUUUGGGGUACUCUGGUCCUGCUGGUGUGGUGGUAUACUCUGAUGGCCCCAGCAAUGACAACAACCAAAACAGGCUUUAAGAUAUCAGCCUCAAUAAUCUGAUCCUAUCACUCUCCUAUUACCUGGAUGUGCCAGGUCCUAAAUUUGGGGCUUUUACUACCUGAGUUGUAACCCGAGGGUCUGGCUGUAGGAGUGUGAUAAGGCUCAAACUGCCCUGUUGCUGCUUAUUGUGAUCCAGAGUUCACAGCGGUGAAUGUAAAGGGAUGCCUUGUGCUGUGUUGGUCCCACUCCUAAGUUCCAAGGUGAGCCUUCCAGCAAUUCCCACAGAAAUGCCUAUAUUCCAUGGUUUUAUUUCCCCAACCUGGCCCAACACGAUGAUGCAGCCUGGGCUAUGCAAGGUGCUUGAUGUGAAGCAGACCUAACAAUGGAGAUGAGCUGCCUGCACUGCUGCUGUUCCUGUUCACUGAGUUCUGCAAAGCCACAGGAACAGCUCUGAGAAUUCGCACCCUCGGGGCACGUGCCAUCUCCUGUGGGAUGGGUGUUGGCCUGUUCAGCCUCGCUUAUCUGCAUCUCCAAGCAGUUUGCUGCCCAAAGGGAAGGUUUGAAAUAGAAGGAGGAUGAGAUGGCAUGUCUCUCUCUGGUUUAAGGUGUUGUUUUCUUUUUUUCAAACUAUGACAGUAGCGCUCGGUAUUCUUUUUUGUACUUAAGGUUUUUGAUGGAUUCACUGCUCUCUUCAGUGUAAGCUGCUAAGCAUUUAAGCUUUGUCAGCAUUGUGAAGUAGAUGUGUAGAAACACUUGUUUUGCUACAUUUCCUCCCCCUUCAUGUGUGUUGGCAGAAGGCUCUCUUGGUGUCUCCUGUAACUGUAAAAAGUUAGGAAUGCUUUUUAUCAAAGUAUCUGCUAGAUAAUUUACAGAGUGCAUCAGUCUUAUUUCUGCAUCUCUUAUUGUUGCAUCUCUGCAUAACCUAUAACUACAAAACUUGCAAGGUGAGUGUUGAGCACUUCAGAGGGCAUGGAUAAAGGAAAAAUCAGGGUUCCUUACUUGGUAAAAAUUGCCAUAAUGUUGUAUGCACCUACAUUUAGUUUUAGCUAUUUUAUUGGAGAAGUCUGAACCCCAAAAGGCUGUUUUAAUGAUGGGUAUGGGAGAGCACAAAGGGAUGUCACACUGCUUAAAUACCUUCUAUCCCUGCACCCAUCUAUCCUGUCAUAUGAAACACUUUAGCUUUUGAGCAGCUCAGUGUGUUCCAUCUUGAUAACCUGUGAACUGCCUAAGGUGAAAAUUUUGGACUUUACUAAUGGCCUUUCCAUCUGUAGGCAGUAGAAGUGUUUAGAAACAACAUCUGGGACAGAAGGGACAUUUUGUGACCUUGGACAGCCUAUCUCAUACCACUUCCUGCAUUGCUGGGUCAAUUAAACAUGUUUGAGCUUGAAACCUCCUGAAGGUCUAAAGUCCAUUUGGUUUCUGCAACAGAUGUGUAACUGGGUUAUCCUAAAGUUACUUUCUGGAAGCUGCGGCAUUUUGAAGAUGUUAAGACAUAUCUGAAGAAUUUUAAACAUACCUGAUUCCAGCCCUCCUGGCUGAUCUGGAUCUGCAAGAACUGCUUCAGUCCAAGGGACUAGCUGGGAUGGAGUGACUCCAAAAGUUGUUUUGGUCAACGCAAUUUUAUACAUGAGAAUGGAAGAGAUCAGAACUACUUCAUGGUGGGAGUAAAUGCAGUGAACUGAACGAACAAGUUGAUGAUGGACUGUUGGAAGAAAAACACCCUAAUAACUGCAGACAUCUCCUUGUUUCCUCUCCAGAGGAUUGUGCCUUGUCUCCAUCUGUUUCUCCAGCCAGAGACCAGUCUGAGUGGUCAGCAGUUCUGAAAGGCUCUGAACCCCCAAGGUGCCCUCAUAUUGCACAGUGACACAAUUCCUUUGCACGGUGACAUGAUUCCUCCCCAGCUGCAGCUGACUCAGACCAGGGCUGAUGAAGCAAACAAAGACUUACUCUGCCCACAAGGCAUGCAACUUCCCAGGAGGCAUUAAUAUGCUACGAAAGGAGAAGCACAAGCUCUGUCUUCAAUUUUAUUUCAGUUCUCAAUGAAGCAGUUUUGUAAAAACCACACAUCUUUUAAGCAAUUGUAUAAAUAUGUCAUUAACAAAAUAUAAUUUAAGAAACAUAAACUUUGAGUAAGGGUUUUCUAAUUGUUUUUGGUGCUUUUUUCCCCAAAGGUACAGUUUCGUGGGUGGAUUUUUGUUUCACUGUGGGAUUGUUUGGGGUUUUUUAAGGGUGCUACCAUUUUCUUGACACUGAACAGAUUUUGCUGCUAGAUGAUUCUUCUGAAAAAAUCGGAAUUUGAUACUCAAUACAGUGAAAUACAUCCUCCCCUGGAGCAGAGCUAUUUUAUCAGAGCUCAGGACAUGUCCUAGAACAGCUGGGACAGACAGGAUGCUGAGGGCUGAGCUGCUUGUGUCUCUCACCCGGAUAUCGGCCUCCCCUGCGCUGUGGAGGUUCUGGCACUGCAGGUUGUAGCCGCCUUCCCAUGUGGCAAGGAUGAGCUGGAACAGGAAACAGAGGAAUUACAUUCAUGAACAGAUGGGAUGCUUUUUUUCCCCUGCAGUUGUUCUGGCCUUAUUGGUGGGUACCCACUCCUUCCAUGAACUGAUGUCUUGAACCAGACAAUGUGCUAGUAUCUUGUCUUUUGAACAGGGAAAGGUAUCAGUUCAGCUGGAGAUAUGAAAUGAUGCAUUUCUUCUCUUCCUCUGGCUUUAGAGCCUUCAAGGCAUCCAUUAAAAUCUCUCAUUAUUUAAUGCAUCUCUAAACACCGGAAUAUUGUGUCUUUGUCCUGAAGCAGUAUGAACAGAGCUCAACACAGCUACUUGAGCAAGGCUGUCCUUGAGAAAAAUUCCACUUGCCAAGCAAACAGAAGGCAUAUGCUAAGUAGUGCUAUGGGAGAAAUAUUUCUUAAUGCCACCCACGUCUCUUUAUCUUACACUGUUAAACACUAGAGGAAGUGAAGGAGAGUGGGCCCAGUGCUGAAUGGAGGCGUGGAUAGGCACACCAGCAGUUUCUCAGAUUCUGUACAUGUCACAUGGGGAAGCAGACACAGCAGUGAACUAUCAGAGUGCCACACUGGGAUGGAGCAGGUUUCUAGAAAACCAUAUGGUGGUUUGUGAUAUGGAAUAUUUUUAUAGUAACAGCCACCUAAAGCACUCAGCAGCCCGUUUGGAAGAGGGAGCAUCAUCUCUUCCUUGUAAAUGCCGUGUAGAAUCUAUUGAUUUUGAAAAACUCUUGCUUAUCCUCAAAUAAAUGCAAAGUGGGUUUGGGGACAAACUGAGUAGCUCAUGUUCUGGGGUCUUUCUCACCCUCUACAGAGAAUGCAGAGAGAGAGGGUGGGAGAAAUGCACUGAAGUGUUAUGCUGUAAGCAGAAUUGCAAGAUGCUGAGAGAAGUGGGUUGCUUUCAGCUCUGGAGCUACAUGCACAGGGAUGAUGUGUGUCAGCACAGAAGGGAUGACUUCUCCCUCUAGUUCACAAUGAAAAGAACUGUCCUGAAUCUGUGACAGUCCAUACACAAGGGGAGCAGAGACAAUUCUCAGUGAUCAAACUGAAUUAAUUCCUAGAGUUAAAUACAUUAAAAAAUUACUAUUGAAAGUAUCUAGAGGAUUAGAAAGUAGCCUAGAAUGCUUACUAUAAAUUCACAUAAAAAUGCAUUGAAACAUGGAAAACCAUGGUUUUCUAUUAUUUUUCUUCUGAAUUCAAAUUCUGUGAUUGUCCCUGUAAUAUGAACUUAGCUGUUUUAGGUGGCCAAAAUAGCCCAUAGAAAUUGUAGAGAGAGAUGACAGUACAGUAAAUCAGUGUUUUAUAAGGUAACUGAUAUGUAACAAUAUUGAAACAAACACAUUUCUUUACAACCAACUCAUUUUUCUGCUUUGCUGAAGAACCUUGAUCUCAAAAUUUUCUGCUGAAGUAGGUAAAAUGUCGGUUCACAGAAUUUUGCUAGGAAAAUAUGCAAUUUUCAGUAUUUUGAUGAGUCUAUUUUACAACUGUUCCAAUUUGUGUAUGAUUACAGUGGGCUGAUUUUUGAAAGAUCUUUUGCGUGCUGUCUCCUUGUGUAUGAAAGUCAGGAGUGAGGGUCAGUUGGUUGCCCAGCAGGUCCCGAGUAAAGCCCUGAGGCAGGAAGGUGGUGUCCCACCAUAUGUCAGGAGCUGCACUCCUCCAUGGAGAUACUUUGGGGAUAUUUUUGGUCCAGAUUGAUUGAUACUGGUUUUUUUGUUUGCUUUUUUUAACCAUCUGGUCAGUAGUAGAGCGAACCUUGCCAAAGAACUCUGUUGUGCUUUCACUUCUAUAUUAAACCUGGUUUUGAUUUUACCCUUGCCAGCGAUUUGUUAAGUGACCUUAAAACACUCAUUUGCCAAAAAUUGGUGUAGUCAGCAGGUUUGCAAGCAUAUCACUGACUACUUAGAAAAGCAUGG
Molecule: messenger RNA, 9849 nt
Organism: Prinia subflava (tawny-flanked prinia)
Lineage: Eukaryota; Metazoa; Chordata; Aves; Passeriformes; Cisticolidae
Gene: SYCP2L
Product: synaptonemal complex protein 2 like
Exons: 37
Coding region: 1313-3817 (834 amino acids)
Biological process (GO): meiotic nuclear division; mitotic G1 phase
Cellular component (GO): lateral element; condensed chromosome, centromeric region
Source: RefSeq, a predicted model, not a curated record